Molecule: messenger RNA, 1293 nt
Organism: Fibroporia radiculosa
Lineage: Eukaryota; Fungi; Basidiomycota; Agaricomycetes; Polyporales; Fibroporiaceae
Exons: 9
Coding region: 1-1293 (430 amino acids)
Biological process (GO): secondary metabolite biosynthetic process
Molecular function (GO): FAD binding
Source: RefSeq, a predicted model, not a curated record
AUGACGACCACUUCAGAAUCCGCCAAGCAGAGCUUCAAAGUUGCGCUAGUUGGUGGGGGCGUGUGCGGAUUGGCGUGUGCUGUUGGUCUGAUGAAGGCCGGGGUUGACGUGGAGGUCUUCGAGGCCGCAGCGCACUUCAAGGAAAUUGGAGCCGGAAUAGGCAUCGGAGCAAAUAGUCUUCCCAUCCUGAAGCAUUUUGGCGUCCUGGACGAAGCCCUUGCCCAAGCACAUGAAGACAGACUUAACAUGAAUAUGUUCUGGUUUAUCUCGGGAAAGACAGGUGAAUUGUUCUACGAGUACCCUACAAUCGAGAGCGAUUAUGGCUUGGGCCUGCAUCGGGCUGCAAUACUCGAUACAUGGAUUAAAUUUGUAGACCCCAAGAGGACUCAUUUCAACAAACGAUGCACGGGAGUCAGCAUCGCCGCUGAUAGCUCCUCACGUUCCGUCGUACACUUUGGUGAUGGCACGACUUACGAAGCCGACGUGGUCAUUGGCGCAGAUGGGAUAAAGAGCACUGUUCGUGGAGCAUUGAAUGGAGACGUUGGAAUGCACGGAGUUGUCUUCGCUCGCACGAUCUGUUAUCGUGGUCUGAUUCCUCGCGAAAAGGUGCAGGCUGCGGGGGUGAAGACAGACCUUUUCAGUGGCCGACCCGUCUGCUACCUAGGCGAUAGCAAGCAUAUCAUUGUUUUUCCCGUAAAGAAUUCAACUUUGAUCAAUGUUGUGGCAUUUGUGGCGGAUUACAGCAAACCUAUUGGGUCGGACUACCUUCCCCCUGGAGAGCCGUGGGUCAAGGUCGUACCACAAGAAGAGAUGAUUCAAGCAUAUGACGGAUGGGGGAGCGAUGCGAUUUCUCUGCUGAAAUGUAUCGAAGAACCAAGCAAAUGGUCGGUACACGUGCUUUAUCCCCCACUCGACAGCUACGUCAAAGGCCGUGUAGCAUUGCUUGGUGAUGCGGCACAUGCUAUGCUACCGCAUUUAGGUGCGGGUGCAGGUCAAGGCAUAGAAGAUGCUUAUGUUCUCGUCGAGCUGCUGAAACAUCCACAGACAACAACAUCUAACAUUGAGGCGGUUCUUCAAGCAUACGAUCGUAUUCGGCGACCACGAGCGCAGAUGGUCUGGAAUGGCAGCUACCGGGCGGGACGAAUCUAUGAUGGAGCCGCAGAACAUGACCAAUCUCCUGAAGGCGUAAGCGAAGACAUAGGUCGCAUGUGGGAUCCCGUCAUUCAUCACGAUGUUAGAGACCAAGUUCAAUCUGCCGUAGAUUGGCUGAAGGAGACACUUGUGUUCACUUGA